GGGACCUCACGUUCUGCGUUUUUAGCAUGCGUUGCGUGAUUUUGCGUGUAUUUUUUAGUUUUCAAAAUGAAUUAAUACCCGUUUAGUGUUCAGGAUUAAUGGAUUAUAAAGUCUGACCAAGGCAUGUAGGAUGCGUUCGUGGACUAAGGUAGUGGUGGCCCGGCUGUUGGCCAUGGCAGGGCUUCGCCCCGCUCGCCCCACGACUCUGCCACCUCUGCCUCCUCCACUGCCCCUGCCCAGGGUCGACUCCCCAUUGGACACUGACAGUGAUAUUGACGAGAGCGAGAUUCGCAGACAGCUGUUGAACGAUAAAUGGAGGCAGCUGUUCGAUAAGUAUGAUCCCGAGGGGUUCGGCGAGAUCCCGUGGGAUGACUUCGUGGAGGUCUUGAGGACUCCAGAGUUUGUGGAGGAGGUGACGCCCAACAAGCGGGAUAUCCUGCAGGAGCGAGCCCAGGACCGCAGGACUUCCGCCAUCACCUUCCAGGACUUUGUCAAUGUGAUGAGUGGUAAACGGACCCGCAGCUUUAAGUGUGCGGUCCACCACAGAGACGGCGAGGUGAGCAGCGAGAACGACUUCCACGUGCUGUUGGAGGAACCUCCGCUGUUCCGCAGGAUGGUACAAAUCAUCGCAGAUGAGUUCCUCACCGAGGAAAGAGAUAGGAAAUACUACGCGGACAACUACAAGUGUUACCCCCCGCCGUUCUUCAUUUUAUUCAUUACUGUUGUGGAGUUGGGGUUCUUCACUUACUACACAAUUGCCAAUGGAGAGAUCAACCCCAGUGGCCCUGUUCCAAUAGACAGUAUCUUCAUAUACAGACCAGACAAGCGGUUAGAACUCUGGAGGUUCUUCUUCUACAUGGUGCUGCAUGCUGGUUGGCUGCACCUGCUUUUCAACCUGUUGGUUCAAGUGUUGGUAGGCCUACCUCUAGAGAUGGUCCAUGGGUCACUGAGGAUAGGCACUGUCUACAUGGCCGGUGUACUAGCAGGUUCACUCGGAACGUCGGUGUUUGACACAGACGUUUAUCUGGUGGGAGCGUCGGGAGGAGUUUAUGCCCUUUUAGCAGCUCAUCUUGCCAAUGUCUUGCUGAAUUACAGCAACAUGGAGUUUGGCACUGUUCGUCUGGUUGGCAUUUUCAUUGUUGCCAGCGCAGAUGUUGGGUUCGCAGUUUACGACCGUUACGCCGCUGAAACCCUCGGUCCACCAGUCAGCUACGUGGCACAUCUCACUGGAGCAGUAGCGGGUCUGACCAUCGGACUGAUUGUUCUCAAAAACUUUGAGCAGAAACUCCACGAACAGUUGAUCUGGUGGGUGUCGCUGGGAGUUUACGCGGCUUGCACCAUCUUCGCGAUAAUCUUCAACCUGUGCACGGAUGCUUACGACCCGUGAUAUCACGCCUACUAUGUCAAUUUGGCAUAGUAGAGAAAUGUGAGAAACUUUUAAAAAACGUGUUAUGUUUCAUGAAACGACAGUGAGAAAUGAACAAUGCAUUCGAUGUGUAAGUGAAAACAAGCGAUGUAAUUGGUGAAGAAGCAACUUCACUGAACAAUUUGUGUUUAGAGGUGCAGUCAUUUGUGGUACAACUUCUCAAAAAUGAAUCAUCAUCAUCGUCUUUAUAUUUGAUCGUACAAAGCCUUAUACUUAAAUGAUCCUGGUUACUAGUGGACUGUGGAUUCGGAUCAACCCAGGAUUGUUCAAGCAGUGAAACUGCACUCUAUAAACGUAUUGAACGAUGCAAUCUUUUGGUUGUUCUCCUUCCUGUAUUUAAAAAGCCUGAAAUCGAAAAUAAAGAAACGACAGUGAGUUUGACCACAAAAUCACUGUGAUCCUCUGAAAUUGUUGUGUUGUGAGAUAAUAUCACAGUGACAUAACACAGUUGUGUCCGUGUGAUAUUUGAUUUGUACAAGUGUAAAGAAUGUUUAUAAUAAGUUGUUUAGAUUUUGUUUUUGUAUGAUAUGUUAAAGUCGAUCAUUGACAGUUGAAAAAUCAAUCCUGUGGAUUACGGUAAUCGAAAAUAUGCUUUUGAAUCCUAUGAUUAAAAAUCAACGAUACAUAUAAAUUCAAAAAGGUACCUAUCAGAGAAUCAAUGUGCCGUUCACAGUCCCUGUUUUAUUAAUUGCUAAUUUGGUUUAACACAAAUAGGAAUGGCAUAUCUUUGAACUUUUCUUACUCGAUCAUGUUAUUUGAAAACAUCACUUUCUAUCAUUACUAUUUUUCUUCUUUGUUAACCCUGUCUUUUUAUAGAUUUAUUUUGUAAAUAUUUAUUAUUAGAGAUACCAAAGAACAAUGUAAAGAUAAAAUAAUGUUAUUUGCAUUUUGACUACCAGUAUGUUUUAUAUGACAGCAUAGAAUAGAUUUUUCACUUUUGUAAUAUUGCUAACUUAGGAAAAACCUUUUAUAUGUAACACAAUAGAAUAGGUAUUGUAAUUAAUCAUAGUAAACUGUUAACAAUUAUCUAGGUAAAACUGGUUGUAAAAAGGUUUUACUAGAUAUCAUAAAACACGACAUUUGUAAUGUCGGUUUGAAAUAUAAGCGACUGAAAAACCUUCAUUUAACAAUUGGAUUUUUUGUAAACGUAAUCAAGAACUUGUAUAAAAAGUAUUAAUAGUAGCUAAACAAACAAAACAUCAUGGAAAUCCAACAACAGAACAAUUCCGUUUGAUUUUAAGUGAUCUUUGAAGCUAGUCAUCUUUUCAUUUUUGCAUUUGUAUUUAAGAGGUUUAUUGAUGUAUAUAUUAACUAGUGUUAUACUCAGUUAGGAUAUUAGACAUUAUGUUAUUAAUAGUUAAAAUCACAAAAAAUUCCAAAAAGUAUCAUGCUAAGGAUACUUACUCUGUUUUAGACGAUUUUAUUAAUUUCAUUUCAGAACUUUACAAGACAUAACUUAAUAGUUCCUAUUAUAUAAAGUAGUAUAAAGUAUUCAUUACUUUUGUUUGUCCUUAUGUAACUAUACUGCAUUUGUUAAAAGAAUAUUUUGUCUUAGAAAGCUAAUUUUUGUUGCACAGAUUUUAAUUUGAUUUCAAUUACAGUAGACUAAUAUUAAUCAAAAAUCUCUUUGGUGAAACGGUUUAUAUCACUGUAACUAGUUCAAUUUAUAAAAAAAAAAAAAAUUUUAUUUGCAUAUCCCAUAAGAUUUUUUUAAAAGGAUUCAAAUUUUAAUUCUGCAUCAUUGACCUGCGCCUCAACAUUGUUAUGCCUGUCAAAAUUUGACAUAAUUAUUUAAUAAUUCACAGAUAGGCUUCCGUGCUGGAGAUUAACAAAUAUGGGGAAUCAAUUAAGACAGCAAUACACACACCAAGGUGCAUAUCUGAAAUGUUUGUUUCAAAGUCAGUUAAAAUGAACAGUAGUAUAUGCUAGAAAUGGUCCUUGGAUGACAUUUUGAUUAACGUAGUUCUACUGAAUGAAAUCACAAACCAGUAAAAUGUCUUAUUACAUCACAAACAAUACAUCAAUGAAUUUAGUUCAGCAACAUUCAAGUGAAAAAAAGAUUAAUUAUUCAUUUGUUAUCAUUAUUUUGUUUUUGUAUGCACAGAUAUAUUUGAAAAUUUUAUUUAGAAUAAGAAUUACCUUCAAGUAUUGUCUCAAAUCAAAGUAGAUUUAAUUAAAUAACUUAUUAACCACUUAAGGCAAUAAGACUGGUAUGUUCUUCAAUCGAGUGUUUAUGUUUAAAUGGAUAAAAAUACUUUAUAGUUUCAAUAACCUAUAUAUUAUAAAAAUAAUUCCUAACAUGAUAUUUUGUUGUUUUAUGUUUUUUACAAAUAUCAUUGUUGGGUAAAUGAAAAUGUUCCACUUUUCUACCUCACUGAAUUGUAUGC
Messenger RNA from Macrosteles quadrilineatus (aster leafhopper), 3813 nucleotides. RefSeq names its product protein rhomboid-like. Gene Ontology annotation, molecular function: serine-type endopeptidase activity. The transcript is spliced from 11 exons. The coding region runs from base 131 to 1387 and encodes 418 amino acids. Gene Ontology annotation, cellular component: membrane. The record is from RefSeq and is a predicted model, not a curated record. NCBI's taxonomy places the organism in Eukaryota, Metazoa, Arthropoda, Insecta, Hemiptera, Cicadellidae.